Vespa velutina is the source of this 1884-nucleotide messenger RNA. Its product is annotated as tRNA:m(4)X modification enzyme TRM13 homolog. The coding region runs from base 554 to 1795 and encodes 413 amino acids. NCBI's taxonomy places the organism in Eukaryota, Metazoa, Arthropoda, Insecta, Hymenoptera, Vespidae. The record is from RefSeq and is a predicted model, not a curated record. The transcript has 7 exons. Gene Ontology annotation, biological process: tRNA methylation.
UAUAUUUGGCAUAUUCAAAUGUAAAAUCCUUUUUCAGGAUAUACCUUGAUAGGUAUGAAGUAAAUAGACUUCGGCACGUAGAAAGAUUAACAAUAUGUAUUAACUUUAACGAGGAGAUGUAGCUGUAAUACGUUUGCUAUACGAAAGUAAACAAUCUUUCAAAGAAAUCUACAACUCUCGAAACGGCACUAAUUCAAAAUGAUUGUGAUUGGCGAUAGAUAAGAUCAGAUGGCGCUACGAUAGAACAUCAUUAUUGGCGUCAAAUUUUAAAUCAUUUAAACUGAACACAAGUAAUUGAACAUCGUACCAAUGAUUUCUAAUUCUUUUUUCGUUUUUUAUAAAAAAUAAAUAAGAAAUAUUAAGGUCAUCUAAAUACGAUGACGAUAUUAUUCCAAUCUGAUUUUAUUCCGAUAUAAAUAUCUCUUAUUGUAAAGAAUCGUAAUAAUAAGUUAUAUUUACUUCACUGUCAUAACCUAUAUAGUAUAACCUACUGUACGACAAUUAUUGAAUAUUUUGGAAAAAAAAAUAUAUAUAAAAGGUUAAAUCAAUUAUCAUGGAUGAAGAGCCAUCGAAAUGCUGUAUGUACUUUGUGAAACGUAAAAAUCGAUAUUGUCAUAUGACCGUUAAAAGAGGUAACAAAUUUUGUGGAGAACAUCAACAGGAUUCAUUGAAUUCUAACGAUCUAGAAAAUACUGAAAAAAGUAACAAAAGGAUAAAAUGUCCUCUUGAUCCUACUCAUACAUGUUAUGAGUCAAAAUUAUCUAAACAUUUGACAAUAUGCAAUGCCCGAAAGAUGUUGGACGCUCGACCAACAUAUAUUGUCCAAAAUGUUAAUUUAGAUGAAGAAACUGAAGAAAUACCACGUCUUCUUCCUCUGUCACAACUCGAUUUUUCCGUUGUAGAUGCGAUAAUAAAAAGAAUUGAUGAAGCUUAUGAAAAGCUACCAGAAAUUUCCAAAGCAAUAUUACACCAUGAUAUAUUAAAAGAUGCAUUAACUAUUUCAUCUUGUGGUAAAUAUGCUAAAAAACACUUGACGCAAAAUUCGUCAUUGCUGGCACAUUUAGAAAAAGCUGAACUUGUCAAAAAUAAUACUUGCUACAUUGAGUUUGGAGCUGGAAAAGGUAAUUUAACUUAUUGGUUGGCACAAAUGGCAAAAGAAAAACAAGACUCUUGUAUAUUGUUAGUGGAUCGUUCUAGUCAUAGACACAAAAAUGAUAAUAAGCUUAAAAAAGAGCAACAUAAUAUUUAUGUAAGACGGAUACGUGCUGAUAUAGCAGAUUUACAACUUAGUAACAUUGCAGAAAUUCAAAAUUUUCUUAAUAAAGUUGGGAUUGCAAAACAUCUAUGUGGUACUGCAACAGAUCUUGCUAUACGAUGUUUGAUACGAGCAAUAGAUAAUAAAUCUAGUGGCAGUAAUUAUGGAUUAGUCAUAGCUUUCUGCUGUCAUCAUAAAUGCGAAUAUAAAUCCUAUAUUGGUAAAGAAUAUUUAGAACAAUGUAAAUUUCUUCCAAAAGAAUUUCCAAUUUUAUGUAGCAUAGCUAGUUGGGCGACUUGUGGGUUUAAUUUAAAAACUGAUACUGAAUUAAAAGAUGAAAAUAAAAAAAUAAGAUUCAGCAAACAAAACGUGCGUUCUAUAGAACGAGAAUUAAUUGGUAAUAAAGUUAAAACAUUAUUGAAUUGGGGACGUUUAGAAUAUUUAAGAAACAUUGGUUUUGAAGGUUCUUUAUUUCGUUACAUUUCGUCGGAUAUUUCGUUGGAAAACAUGUGUAUUGUUGCGAAAUAUUCUGUUACAUAGAUUAAAUAAUUAUAAUUAUUAAAAAUAAUUCUUAUUCUAAGAAAGAUUCUAUGUAUUAUGUAUUAAUUAAUAAAAAUAAUGAAAAUCUA